Ctenopharyngodon idella (grass carp) is the source of this 1571-nucleotide messenger RNA. It is a transcript of the gene sdr16c5a, whose product is annotated as short chain dehydrogenase/reductase family 16C, member 5a. Lineage: Eukaryota; Metazoa; Chordata; Actinopteri; Cypriniformes; Xenocyprididae. The coding region runs from base 331 to 1251 and encodes 306 amino acids. The record is from RefSeq and is a predicted model, not a curated record. Gene Ontology annotation, molecular function: oxidoreductase activity, acting on the CH-OH group of donors, NAD or NADP as acceptor. Gene Ontology annotation, cellular component: lipid droplet. The transcript is spliced from 7 exons.
GAGUCUGCUGAGUCACGUGAUCGCAGUGUUUCUCACCCAGCCUAUUCCGUCUCUUGGACCUACUUCACCUGACGAGGUAAACUCCAGUUAAACUGCAGUUACUGGUUAAGUAGAGCGUUUUGCGCCCGUCUGUAGUUUCUCCAACAGUGCGAAGAGGAGGAGUGGGUAACUUAGUAACGUCAUUCUUAACGUCUGUGCGAGCUCUCAUCGUCUUUGGUUCAUGUUCAUUUGAAGUACAAAUAUUUAUUUACCAACUGAGACCUGCACGAGAACAACUCACCAUCCGGGGACUUUGUAUCUCAAACAGUCAGGUCAUCUGCACAUCUCAAAAUGAACUUUCUCUUGGAGACUCUUCAGCUGUUAGUGUUAACCAUCUACUACCAUCUGGAAUCCUUCAUAAAAUUCAUCAUCCCUCAGAGGAAGAAAGAUGUGUCUGGAGAGAUCGUGCUCAUCACUGGGGCAGGCAGUGGUAUUGGCAGACUGAUGGCCCUUGAGUUUGCCACACUGGACGUCUCACUGGUGCUGUGGGACAUUAAUGUGGAUGGUUUGAAAGAAACAUCAAAGCAGGUUAAAGAAAAAGGAGCAUCAAGAGUACAUUACUAUCAGUGCGACUGCGGUGAUAGAGAAGUGGUCUACCGAGUGGCAGAACAGGUAAAAAGUGAAAUCGGCGAUGUCACCAUACUAAUAAACAAUGCUGGCAUUGUCAGUGGUAAUAAGUUCAUGGACACUCCCGAUGCAGUUGUUGAGAAGACACUCAGAGUUAAUGCAAUGUCCCACUUUUGGACAUACAAAGCAUUUAUGCCUGCCAUGACAGACAAGAACCAUGGACAUCUGGUCAGUGUUGCAAGUUCUGCAGGCUUGAUAGGUGUCAAUGGACUGGCAGAUUAUUGCGCAAGCAAGUUUGCUGCUGUGGGGUUUGCCGAGUCUGUGGCCCUUGAGCUGAUAGCUGCUGGGAAGGAUGGAGUCAAAACCACAAUCGUCUGCCCGUACUUCAUCAACACAGGCAUGUUUGAUGGCUGUGGGACAAAGUGGCCCCGAAUGCUGCCCAUAUUGGAGCCAGACUAUGUUGCUAAGAAGAUUGUCAGUGCCAUUCUGACAGACCAAGUUUACCUUUUACUUCCAAGGACAUUAUACUUAUUAAUGGCUUUAAAAGGUUUCAUCCCAUUCAAGCAAUCAGUUAUCCUGGGUAUGUACUUGGGGGCCUUCAAUUUCAUGGAUGCUUUCACAGGACGGGGAAAGAAGAGAGAGUAAAUGUAAUCUAACAGAUUUCUCAAAUGUUGACGCUCGGUAUAUUAACACUAAUGAUUUUUCAUUAUUUGUAACUACCUCUGCCAAACAGUUAUUCCAGUAUAUCAUAAUAAAAAUGGUCUAAAUUACAUACUGUUUUGAUAUUGGGGGAAGAGGCUUUUUUUAACUGAAAAUGUACUAGUUUUAAAAUGUUAGACAUAGUUAUGAUCUAAGGUUGGCCUCAUUUCAAAAGCAAAAUAUAUAUGAUAAUACCAGUAACAACAAUGUCAGAUGUACUUGUGCUAUAGAGGUACACAUGACUGAAUAAAUGUGAAAUAUUUACA